UAAUGUCAUAUUUGUGAGAAAAGGUGAAACUACCCAUCGACCAUUCGAGAAAACGUCGAUUGAAUACUUGUUUCGUUUACGUCUUUUACAAGCGCUAAUAUUCAUUUCCGAACAAGUUCAUAAGCAACGUUUAUUUCCGUAUUAAACUAGCAGGCUAACAGCGAGUGGGAGGGAACCAUCUCGCUCCCUGCUCGUCUUUGUGGCGUUCAAUGCGCAUGCGCGGCAAUCCCCCAGCUGCAGGUGUUGCGGCUGCAGAGCUGUCCCGGCCAAUCACUUCACUUCCUGUUUAUCGAGGCUUUUUGAAUGGAUUAAUUAAUCGAUACGUGUCAAUCCAAUGAUCAAGACACAAAGACUCUCAGGAUUGUGACUUUUUUUUUUUUUUAGGCGUGUGACUUACCGGAGCAGAAGGGCAGAUAUCAUGGAUCUGCGUUGCCGGGACUGGAUGGCCGCUUUGCCGGAGGAGCUGUGGGACGUCCCGCUCAACUACCUGGCCAUACCCGGAAGUCACGACACGAUGAGUUAUUGUCUGGACAUCAACUCUCCGCUGGUCAGGUCUGAGUCGGACAUCUUCAGGAUCCUGGAUGGACUUUGCUGCUGCUUCACCAGGCCCACCAUUUACAAGUGGGCCACCACACAGGAUCGCUGCAUCGAGGACCAGCUGUCAAUGGGCAUCCGUUACUUUGACCUGCGCGUAGCACGCAAGCCCAGCGAGCCGGGGUCCCACCUACACUUCACGCACAUCCUGUACACACACCUGACGGUGCUGGAGACGCUGGCGUCUAUGGCAUCCUGGCUGGACGCUCACCCCAAGGAGGUGGUCAUCCUGGCCUGCAGACACUUUGAGGGAAUGGACGAUCAAAUCCACGAGUCCUUCAUCUCGGCGCUGCAGCACCUCUUCGGCACCAAGCUGUGUCCUCGCCAGGAACCCGAGCUGACCCUCAGGGCUCUGUGGGCGUCGGGUCGCCAGGUGCUCCUGUCCUACGACGCAGACGUGGCGUCCAGGCACGCUCAGCUGCUCCCCGCUAUCCCCUACUGGUGGGCCAACCAGGGCACGGCCCGCGGCGCCAUCAGAUACCUGGAGUGGCAGCAGCAGCUGGGACGCCCAGAGGGCUUCUUUGUGGCGGGCCUGAACCUGACGGCAAACAGGAAGUACAUCCUGACCAAUCCCAAGCAGUCCCUGCGCACGCUCACCUGGGCCCAGUGGGAGCACCUGAGCAAGUGGCUGCAGGACCAGAGACCCGGCUCGGACCGCCGCAGCCUCAACAUCAUCGCGGCGGACUUUGUGGGCCCGCUUCCUCUCUGCUCGCUGGUCAUCGGCCUCAACAGGAAACUGCUGACUCGCUACAACUCCGACUGAUAUCUAUCAACAUGCAUAUCAGCUCAUGGCAGAACCACCACCACGUCAUGAUGGUGAGAUCACUCGGCCUUUGGCCACAUACCAUUCCAUCCGAGUCCCGUUCCUGGGUUGGACAUUCCAUUCUCUGCCCCCCUCUCCUUCGUGGAGGGGGGGGGGGACAGAUUCGGUGACCAUAGAUGAAGCGCUAGCUGUCCAAAGUGGGGACCCAGGGUGGACCACUCAUCUGUGCAUCAGUUGGGGACGUCUCAGCUCGAGAUGAUCUCCUGCUGGUCCCACUCUGGAUUGGACUCUCUCUAUUAUGUUAGAUCCACUAUGGACUGGACUCUCUCUAUUAUGUUAGAUCCACUAUGGACUGGACUCUCUCUAUUAUGUUAGAUCCACUAUGGACUGGACUCACACACUAUUAUGUUAGAUCCACUAUGGACUGGACUCACACACUAUUAUGUUAGAUCCAUGAUGGACUGGACUCUCUCUCUUAUUAUUUUAGAUCCACUAUGGACUGGUCUCUCACUAUUAUGUUAGAUCCAUACUCGAUUCAACACAAUACUCGAUUCAACACGACACACAAUUCAACAGAGUACUCGAUUCAACGAGACACUUGAUGCAACAGAGUAGUUGAUGCAACAAAACAUUAGAUUCAACACAACACUCGAUUCAACAAAACACUCGAUUCAACAGAGUAGUCAAUUCAACAAAACACUCGAUUCAACACAAUACCCGAUUCAACAGAGUACUCGAUUAAGCAAAACACUCGAUUCAACACAAUACUCGAUUCAACAGAGUAGUCGAUUCAACACGACACUUGAUUCAACAGAAUACUUGAUUAAACAGGGUACUCAAUUAACAGAGCACUCGAUUCAACGAGACACUCAAUGCAACAUGAUACUCUCAAUGUAAUAUUUGUUGUAUUAAUAAUAAUAAAACUUUUUCACACA
This is a messenger RNA of Nerophis ophidion (straightnose pipefish), 2292 nucleotides long. RefSeq names its product PI-PLC X domain-containing protein 1-like. Gene Ontology annotation, molecular function: phosphoric diester hydrolase activity. The transcript is spliced from 6 exons. The record is from RefSeq and is a predicted model, not a curated record. The coding region runs from base 419 to 1357 and encodes 312 amino acids. Gene Ontology annotation, biological process: lipid metabolic process. Lineage: Eukaryota; Metazoa; Chordata; Actinopteri; Syngnathiformes; Syngnathidae.